AUGGGUUCCAGCUCUAGUCCUAUUCAGUACUAGUCUGUGUGAAACUGCCAGCUAAAAUCUGUGACUCACCGCCCCCGGCGCCGCCUAUAGAAAACCUCUCGUGGCGGGGUUCGGAAGGAGCAGUCAGUCUAAUCUAAUGCUUUGUCACUCAGAUCAUCUCCUGCCUUGUAUAGACUGAAUUUCCUUUCAAAGUCCCGGUCGGUUUCUUUCCUCGGUUACAAAUGGCUACUGGAAGUGGUGUUACACAAGCUGCUCGACUCGAGAGGGUCGACUCGCAGCCUGAGAACCCGUUUUCACAGCUCAUUCCGUCACAAUCGUUUGCUAUUGUCCCCGAGUUUACGCUCGAGUCCGGGGUGACGCUGUACAACGUCCCUGUGGCGUAUACCACGCGUGGAAAACUGUCACCGAACGGCGACAACGUGCUCGUGAUCUGCCAUGCCCUGAGUGGGAGUGCAGAUGUGGCCGACUGGUGGGGGCCGCUGCUUGGGGGCCCUGGCCAGGCGUUCGAUCUGUCUCGGUUCUUUGUGGUGUGUUUGAACAGUUUGGGGAGCCCGUAUGGGAGUGCUAGUGCGGUCACGUACAAGGACGGCGACUCGAGCAAAGGGCUCUAUGGACCGGAGUUUCCCUUGACCACUGUUCGAGAUGAUGUGAACAUUCACAAGAUCGUUUUGGAUGACCUCGGCGUGAAGCAGAUUGCCGCGGUGGUUGGCGGCUCCAUGGGCGGCAUGUUGACUCUGGAAUAUGCCUACUUUGGUAAGGAGUAUGUUCGGGCGAUUGUUCCCAUUGCCACCUCCCCGCGACACUCUGCCUGGUGCAUCAGCUGGGGGGAAGCCCAGCGACAGAGUAUCUACAGCGACCCCAAAUACGAAGACGGUUACUAUCCUUUUGACGAUCCUCCGGCGGCCGGCCUCGGAGCUGCUAGGAUGUCCGCACUGCUCACCUACCGCAGUCGCAAUUCGUUCGAGUCGCGCUUCGGCAGAAAUGUCCCCGACCCUUCGAAGCGACAGAACAUCAACGGAACUGAAAAAUUACCCACCCCGCCAAACGAGCACUGGGUGAUUCACAACGAUGGGCACAAGGGUGGCAAUCCGUCGCGGCCGUCGAGCCAGCCAGGAUCGCCUGUUCCGUCGCAAACGCCUCCGGCAGGGCUACAGUUUACGGACCCCCAGUUCACCGGGGCCAAGACCUUUGCGGCGCCGGCCCAGAACGGACAGGAUGGCCGGAAGAGGCUACCGACGUACUUCUCCGCCCAAUCGUAUCUUCGCUACCAGGGCGACAAGUUUGUAAAGCGGUUCGAUGCGAACUGCUACAUCGCCAUCACUCGAAAGCUCGACACCCACGACGUCUCGCGCCAUCGCGCCAGUCCCGAGUCCAAGGAGCCCGUGCGGGAAGCGCUGUCGAAGAUCGAGCAGCCAGCCCUGGUGCUGGGCAUCGAGUCAGACGGCCUCUUCACGUUUGAGGAACAGCAAGAGAUCGCCGCGGGUAUUCCCGACUCGCGACUCAAGCGCAUCGAGAGUCCCGAGGGCCACGACGCUUUCCUGUUGCAGUUCGAACAGGUCAACCGCUACAUCCUCGAGUUCUUCCGGGAGGUUCUGCCCGACAUGAUGGCGAAGAGCGGCCUGGAAGACGACGCAUACGUCGAUGGAGUCAACCAGAUAACCAAGAGCAGCACGUUCGGUGAGGCAGAGGUUGAAGAUAUCACCGCUUGGUAAGAAGCGAGAAGAAAGAAAGGAUCGGCGUACGUUCGCGUCGUCCUUGCGCAGACAGGAUAUUUAUCCUGCUCGGCCCGGACGCUUCCCCGCCCUGCGUCCAGCGCAGCGCCGGCAGCUGUGCCAGGCUCACGUGCCAAACUAUGGGUGGCGAAAGAAAAGAAAAAAAAAAAAAAAAACCCCC
Molecule: messenger RNA, 1893 nt
Organism: Penicilliopsis zonata CBS 506.65
Lineage: Eukaryota; Fungi; Ascomycota; Eurotiomycetes; Eurotiales; Aspergillaceae
Exons: 3
Coding region: 222-1712 (496 amino acids)
Biological process (GO): L-homoserine metabolic process
Cellular component (GO): cytoskeleton
Molecular function (GO): homoserine O-acetyltransferase activity
Source: RefSeq, a predicted model, not a curated record